UAUGGCUCCAACUGUUACAUCCUAUUCCUCUCCUGCACACAGAACUUCAGACAGACCCGCACCACCACCCACAUCCUGCUGCUCCACCUGGGCAUCAUCGACCUCCUGCUGGCCGCCAUCUUCCUCUUCGCCCUCUUUCCGUCGUUUCUGAAGGACGAGUGGCUGGGCGGCGCCGGGUGCUGGGUGGCGGGCGGUGCGUGGGCCACCCUGCACGUGGCCGCCGUCUGGACGCUCACGGCCCUCAACCUGGACAAGUAUGUGGCCAUCGCCGCGCCGCUGCACUACGCGCGCUUCGUGUCGCCGCCGCGCGUGGCCGCCGCCGUCGGCGUGUCCUGGGUGCUGGCCGCGGCUCUCUGCGCGCUGCCCAUGGCGCUGCCGGGGAUGCGAGGCGCUCCGCGGCCACCGACGGGCUGCUCGCCGGACCUGGCCUCGGCGCCGCCACUGCUGGGCCGUGCCUACGCCGUCCUGCUGGCACUGCUCGGCUACCUGCUCCCGGCCCUGCUCGUGGCCACCGCCAACUUCCGCAUCCUGGUCAUCGCUCGACACCACCGCCACCGAAUCGUGACGGCGCUGUGGGACGUGACGGUGUCGGCCCAGGCCACAGUCACGCCGCAGCGCUCACACUUCUACCUCAGCCGCUACCGAGGCCGCUCUGCUGCCACCACCGUGUGCCACCUGGUGGGCACCUUCCUGCUGCUGUACCUGCCGCCCGCCGCCUGCGUGCUCUACGAGGCAAUGGGCCGCGUGCAGCCUCCCCACACCCUCGCCCUGGCAAACCUCACCCUCCUCACCCUGGCGCCCGCCAUCAACGGCUUCGUCUACGGCAUCAAGAGCAAGGUGCUCAGAAAGAACUUCAAGAACUUUCUGCGGAAGCGGCUGUACCGCAGCGAGGUGAACUACGAGAUACAGUCCCGCGCACCGUCCGUGUCCGCGUCGCGCCGACCCUCGGUGACGCCGUCCCUGUCCAUGCCGCUGCAACACAAGCUGCAGCGGCGCAUGUCGGAGAUCCUGGUGCAGCCCGGCGCCGCGGCGGCCGGCGACCCAGCGGCGCCGCGCCUCGUGCGGCGCUCUUCAGAGCUCAGCAUGCGCGGUCGCGGCUCCAGCUGCUCCAUCGCCCGCGAGACGCCGCCGCCGCGGCCACCCAGCAGCUCUCCGCAGGGCGUGCAGAGCGGGCAGAGUCUGCAGGGCGUGCAGGCUGAGCCACCCGCGGCGGAGCAAGCGACGCCCUCACCCAAAGAGGCCUCGCCCCCCAAGAGCCCCCUGGUGCGUACCUCGCGAGUGUUCCGCUUCCUGACGCAGUCCAGUAGUCUGGAGGAGGGCACCGGCCAUGACGUGGAGGGCGGCGGCCCGCCACUCACCGCCACCCACCGGCCCUCCCUGCGGCGGGCACUGUUCGCCCGCAACAAGCAGAAGAGUCUUGACUUCGAGAUGACGAGUCUCACGCCGAGCGAGGAAGCCGCGGAGGUGCCGCCGCGCAGCGCCUCGCAGCAGGUGGUGGGGGAGCCGGCCUCUCCCUCCCUGACGCGUCCGCUGCUGCUUACGCGCCACCAACCGCCGCCGCCGCUCUCCCCGGCCAGGAAGACCAAGCGGGUCUCCUGGUCCUCGGACAGCUUUUCGGACUCGCCGCUCGAGUCAGACAGUGACGCCGUGACGCCCACGGCGGCGGCGGUGGCGGCGGCAGUAGCGGGGUCGGCUGUGCCACGUUACCGCACCAAGGCGCUGCUGCGGCACAACGGCCUCCGCUUCCAUUUCUCCAAAGUGUCGCUGGAAAGGAUAGACUCGGAGGACACGCGCGCCCCGCCCCCGGGCGGGCCCGGCCCCUCGCCACCCCCGCCCCAGCCCUGGUGCACGCCCCUCCCCAUGCAAACGGCAAGGUCGUGUCCAGCCUGA
Messenger RNA from Eriocheir sinensis (Chinese mitten crab), 1890 nucleotides. RefSeq names its product histamine H2 receptor-like. Gene Ontology annotation, molecular function: G protein-coupled receptor activity. The record is from RefSeq and is a predicted model, not a curated record. Gene Ontology annotation, cellular component: membrane. The transcript has 3 exons. Gene Ontology annotation, biological process: G protein-coupled receptor signaling pathway. NCBI's taxonomy places the organism in Eukaryota, Metazoa, Arthropoda, Malacostraca, Decapoda, Varunidae. The annotation marks the transcript as partial.